Messenger RNA from Rattus norvegicus (Norway rat), 2813 nucleotides. NCBI's taxonomy places the organism in Eukaryota, Metazoa, Chordata, Mammalia, Rodentia, Muridae. The record is from RefSeq and is a predicted model, not a curated record.
GUGGUGGGGGCUGGGUGGGAGAAAAAGGUAAUUUAAACUUUGCAUUUUGCACGGUAGCGUUUGUGCAGAUGUCCUUUUCCCAGAAGGGUUUCUUGGAGUUAAAAUAGUUGUGGAGUUUGGCGAUAUAAAUAGCCAAAGGGAGAGGGAUUUUAUAAAAGCUUGCAGGGGGGAGAAAGCCUGAUUGGGGAAUAAUUUAGCAAGGAGUGGGUAAAGGAAAAGUGAGGUUUAAUGUCGUUUGAGAGUCGGUUAUCUUUGUACAUUUUAGUAUUGAAGCCCUUUAUCUAGUUGAGUAAUUCUAGAUUGAGAUUCAGUUUCUUUUCCAGAAAUCCAGGCGGUGCUCCCCGCUCCAUUUCCUCUUUAGUGCUGGGCAGUGAGUGUCGGAGAUUAAACAAAUUUUCCUGUCUUUUCAAUAGUUACAUAGAUAAUAGGACCUUUAGAGAAGUUAUGCUGGUCUGGUUUACUGUUUGCAAUGUAAACAAGCUGUCCUUUGACCUUGCUGAACAAUGAAAUGAUAAUUGGAGCUGUAUUGUAGGACUUGACAGAUUAGUAAAAUUGCUUUUUCUGGGUCCUUUAGGUGAAUGGAGGCAGAAGCAGCUUCCUUUGACCAUCUCUUCCCAGGCAUGCAUUUCCGCCCCUUUUCCUCUGUCUGCAGCCAGUGAUUUGCUCCUCACGAACGCAAAGAAAUGGGUGUUGUGUUUGCUUAGUCCACAUGAAUCAUCCCUCCUCUCUGGCAGUAAUGUUCCCGAAGUUUUCUCUUCGUUCUAUAUUUCAUGGAGCUGGAGGAGGGAAUGAUAUUCAAUGGUGUUUUUCUCAGGUGAAAGGAGCAGUUGAUGAUGACGUAGCAGAAGCAGAUAUAAUUUCUACAGUAGAGUUUAAUCAUUCUGGAGAAUUACUAGCCACAGGAGAUAAAGGUGGGAGAGUCGUCAUCUUUCAACAAGAGCAGGAGAACAAAAUCCAGUCUCAUAGCAGAGGAGAAUACAAUGUUUACAGCACCUUCCAGAGCCAUGAGCCAGAAUUUGACUACUUGAAAAGCUUAGAAAUAGAAGAGAAGAUCAACAAAAUUAGGUGGUUACCCCAGAAAAAUGCUGCCCAGUUUUUAUUGUCUACCAAUGAUAAAACAAUAAAAUUAUGGAAAAUCAGUGAAAGAGACAAAAGACCAGAAGGCUAUAACUUGAAAGAGGAAGAUGGAAGGUAUAGAGACCCUACUACAGUCACUACACUACGAGUGCCGGUGUUUAGGCCCAUGGAUCUAAUGGUGGAGGCCAGUCCGCGGAGAAUAUUUGCCAACGCCCAUACCUACCACAUCAACUCCAUUUCUAUCAAUAGUGAUUAUGAAACCUACUUAUCAGCAGAUGAUUUGCGAAUUAAUCUCUGGCAUCUGGAAAUUACAGACAGGAGUUUUAAUAUUGUGGACAUUAAGCCUGCCAAUAUGGAGGAGCUCACGGAGGUGAUCACAGCCGCAGAGUUCCAUCCCAACAGCUGUAACACGUUUGUGUACAGCAGCAGUAAAGGGACCAUUCGCUUAUGUGACAUGAGGGCAUCUGCACUCUGUGACAGGCAUUCUAAACUGUUUGAAGAACCCGAAGAUCCCAGCAACAGGUCGUUUUUUUCUGAAAUCAUCUCCUCAAUUUCUGAUGUAAAAUUCAGCCACAGUGGUCGCUAUAUGAUGACUAGAGACUAUUUGUCAGUCAAAGUUUGGGACUUGAAUAUGGAAAACAGGCCCGUGGAGACAUACCAGGUACACGAAUACCUCAGAAGUAAACUUUGCUCACUGUAUGAAAACGACUGCAUAUUUGACAAAUUUGAAUGUUGUUGGAAUGGGUCUGACAGUGUUGUCAUGACUGGAUCCUACAAUAAUUUCUUCAGAAUGUUCGACAGGAACACAAAGCGGGAUAUAACUCUAGAAGCAUCGCGAGAAAACAAUAAGCCUCGUACAGUUUUGAAACCACGCAAAGUCUGUGCAAGUGGCAAGCGAAAGAAAGAUGAAAUAAGUGUUGACAGUCUAGACUUCAACAAGAAAAUCCUUCAUACAGCCUGGCAUCCCAAGGAAAACAUCAUUGCUGUAGCGACUACAAACAAUCUGUAUAUAUUUCAAGACAAAGUGAAUUAGGCUGGCAUUCUCUGCAGAGGAGCCACUUCCUGCUUAGUGAGAUAGUUGAAUCUAGCAUUCGUACCUAUAAGAGAGCGGUCCAUUGUGGCGUCCCUUUCCAGUGUUUGACAGUGUGCCAUUCAACAACACAUUUGAUAGCCACAUGGAGAAAGCUGUGCGGAUGCAUCCCGGGCUGUUUCCAUGUCUGCUAGCCAUUUAGGGAAGGGAAGGGCACUUUUAAUUUAAUGACUUCUUGCACCAUCUUGCCUGGUGGACUGGACUGGACUGUGUCAGCAUUGAUGUACUCCACUUUUUAUGCCUUCCAUUGUGAUGACGUCAAACACAGUGAACGCCUUCAGUCAUGCUAUGGAAUUUGUGUAUCCUCAUUACUGUAUCAUUUGUGGGGUACAUCCCUCCCCUCUUUUUUAAAUUAAAUACAGCUCAUUCUUACUGUGGCUUGUAGCAUUCCUCCUCUCUGGCCUCCUGGACUCUCCCCUCCAUCUCUUAUCCUUGCCCUUUCCACCUUGUCUCCGUGGUGGCGUAUUAAAAAGGAAGAACGAAAGCACACAAAAUGAGUCAGUUUGGGGUCAGUGGUAAUGGGGGACUAUGUUACGAACAAAUGUUUUAAUAACAGUUGGCUGUAAUCACUCCUUGCCAUGUCUGGCACUGAAAAUAAGGAAAAAAAAAAAACUACUACUGAAUAAAAGUGACAAAGAAUGGAGAA